UCCAAACUGUCCUAAUUAUUGUGAGUUUUUAAUGUACUUCGCUAAAUAGUUGUGUGAAUCCCUAUCAUUGUCUUUGUCAAAACAUUUUCACCAUUUCUCUUAUAUUUCUUUAUUCAUGUUACAUUAAAUGCAGUUAAGAUCCUAAAAGAACCUCAUUGGAAUAUCUGACCUAAUUUUCUCAGGAGAGUUGUAAUAUCUCUAUUACUACAAUGUUAUCUUCUUUUAUUGAAGUCACCUUUUAUGACUCAAAGAUGUAGUGUUGAGUUUUCUUCACAUAUUUUAAAGUUUGUAGUUUUCUUCAUGUGAGUUCUGCCCAUUAUUAAGUGUUAUUUUUGAUAUUUUAAAACUUAUUGAUCCUAUUGGGAACAGAACUUUUUUCAUUAUUUUAUAAAGAAUAUUAGAUGUACCUGAUGGAACAUAGAAAGAUUGCUGAUUCUCAUAUGCUGUUUUCUAAUUGGUCAUCUUAUGAAACUUAAUUCUGAUGGUUUUUAUUGGGUUUUGUAGUAACUCAAUUAUAUAGCAUCUGUAAAUGAUGAUGAUUUUGUCUUCUUUCCAAAAUUUAAUUCUUGUUUCAUUUUCUUAGGACUUUGAUCAGAACUUCUAGAAUAAUGUUGAGUCAUAUUAUAGCGGUGAACAGUUGAAGGUUUAGAACAGAUGUGGAAAGAUGUUUACUUCAGAGAAAGGAGUUGUGGAGGAAUGGUUGUCAGAAUUUAAGACAUUACCAGAAACAUCUUUAUCAAAUUAUGCCACAAAUUUGAAAGACAAGAGUUCUUUAGUUUCGUCUCUCUAUAAAGUUAUCCAGGAGCCACAAAGUGAGUUGCUAGAACCUGUCUGUCACCAGCUGUUUGAAUUCUAUCGCAGUGGAGAGGAGCAGUUGCUUCGAUUUACACUGCAAUUUCUCCCAGAACUGAUUUGGUGCUAUCUUGCAGUCUCGGCCAGCAGAAAUGUGCAUAGCAGUGGAUGCAUUGAAGCUCUUCUUCUAGGGGUUUAUAAUUUGGAAAUAGUUGACAAACAGGGACAUAGCAAAGUAUUGAGUUUUACAAUUCCAUCUUUAUCCAAACCAUCUGUAUAUCAUGAACCUUCCAGCAUUGGGUCCAUGGCUCUGACCGAGAGUGCUCUAUCCCAGCACGGUUUGUCAAAAGUUGUGUACAGUGGACCUCAUCCUCAAAGGGAGAUGCUGACAGCACAGAAUAGGUUUGAAGUGUUGACAUUCCUUUUGUUGUGUUACAAUGCUGCCUUAACCUAUAUGCCCAGUGUUUCUCUUCAGUCACUGUGUCAAAUUUGUUCAAGAAUCUGUGUUUGUGGAUAUCCUCGACAACAUGUAAGAAAAUACAAAGGUAUAAGUAGUAGGAUACCAGUUUCUUCAGGAUUCAUGGUCCAAAUGUUAACAGGGAUUUAUUUUGCCUUUUAUAAUGGAGAAUGGGAUCUAGCUCAAAAAGCACUGGAUGAUAUUAUAUACAGAGCCCAGCUAGAAUUAUAUCCAGAGCCAUUGCUGGUUGCUAAUGCAAUAAAGGCUUCAUUGCCUCAUGGUCCCAUGAAAUCUAACAAGGAAGGUACAAGGUGUAUUCAAGUUGAAAUCACACCAACUUCCUCUAGAAUAUCAAGAAAUGCAGUAACCAGCAUGUCAAUAAGGGGUCAUAGGUGGAAAAGACACGGAAAUACAGAAUUAACAGGUCAAGAAGAACUGAUGGACAUAUCUGAAGUUGACGAGGGAUUUUAUUCCAGGGCUGCGUCUAGUACCAGCCAGUCGGGUUUAUCAAACAGUAGUCACAAUUGUAGUAAUAAGACAAGUAUAGGAAAAAACCAGAGACGGUCAGGAGGAAGCAAAACUGGAGGAAAAGAAAAAGAAACUACAGGGGAAUCUUGCAAAGAUCACUUUGCUCGAAAACAAACUCAGAGAGCCCAAAGUGAGAAUCUUGAGCUUCUCUCUUUGAAGAGACUUACUUUAACAACCAGCCAAUCCCUACCUAAGCCUAGUUGCCAUGGCUUGGCUAAGACUGCAGCGACUGUAUUUAGUAAAUCCUUUGAACAAGUCAGUGGUGUCACAGUCCCACAUAACCCGUCAUCUGCUGUUGGUUGUGGGACUGGGGCAGAUGCCAAUAGGUUUUCUGCUUGUAGUCUCCAAGAAGAAAAGCUUAUUUACGUUUCAGAAAGAACUGAACUUCCAAUGAAGCAUCAAUCAGGUCAGCAGAGACCUCCUAGUAUUAGCAUUACUCUGUCCACAGAUUAAUUAGUAACAUAUUUUCUCCCAUAAUCCAGUGAACCUGGAAAUACAACUUUGCUUCUUCAUGAAUGUGCCCUGGGUCUUUUAUCCAUAUUCCUGACAGAGGAGCCUGGUGUCUUAAAUUCGGAAGGCUCCCUUGACUUUAUGAAGGGAGUGUUGUCUAGGUUGAAAUACGGUUUUAUUUCUUGAUUACAAUUUUUUCCCCUUGGCUUGAGUCUUUUUUUUUCCUUCUUGUUACUGUUGCCCUAAGAUUGUCAGUGACAAUAAUUUUGACAGGUUUUCUGAUCAAGUUGGUUAUAUCUCAUGUGAGGUUGUAAGGUGGGUUUUUUUUUUGUUUGUUUGUGUGUGUGUGUUUUUUUUUAAAAUAGCUCCUAUUUUGGUGGUUGUGUGUUUGGCCUUCAGAGUCAAAGGGAGUCUCCAUGUAUGGGAACUUUUAUAGAGGAUGGGGCAGAGGCACAACUCCAGGAAUUCUGCAGCUCCUGGUCAGGAAGCCAAUCUGAAAAACAGGCAUGUGGAAAAACGAAAAUGAUGUGCAUGAAAAGCACCUGAUGAAAAUGUUUGUAACCAGAGCAUCUUUAAGAUUAGAACAGUUUGUUCAAAGCACUGGAAAAUGCCUGGUAACCCAGUUCUUAGAAUAUUAUAUGAGGUAGAGACAUUUCUGUUAUCUUUGAAACAUUUUUAUAUCAGAAAUCAGAUUGCUGGUAGGUGUGUUGUUUUGAAGUGUUUGAUCUGGAUUUAGCAGGUGAAGAUCCCUUUCAGUUCUUAAGGUAUAAUAGGCGGUAAAGCUGAUUUGCCCUACUGCUCAACUUUGGAAAUCCUAGUUAGUUUGGACUCCUAUAAUUCAGAGCAUACAUCAUUGAAGACUUCCUGGAAAUCAGUGUAAAUCUUGCAACACAGCUCUCAAGAUACCAGUAUCAACUGUAUAAUAUGGAAUUGUUUGUCUGCAAAUGAAGGAAAUUAGAUACAUCUUUCAUCUAUAAAAUGUCAUGAAAGAAAAUAAAGUUUGUGAACUAUGGACAAAGGACAUUUAUUUAUUGACUAAUUUAGGGUUGUUUCUGUUUGUGUUCUUAAAUCUAAAAUAUGAAAAAAAAUGAAAUGUGUUUCUUGUUUGUGAACAGGCCUAUCUUAAAUAUCUUAGUGUGAUAUCAAAAGAGUAAUCAGUUUAGUUACCUCCCAACUAAAAAAUAAAAAUAAAGGCGAUAUGGCCGAAGUUAAAACAAACUUGUAUGUAUCUGUAGGUGACCUUUGAUGGACAUAAACAUUUGGUGUUUGCUAGCGGUAGUCCUUUUGCCUAUGGUUGCGGUUCCCUUGUAAAGCAAGUGUACUUAAGUCAUCAUUCAGAAUGAGAGAGGGGAAGCAGGGCUGAGGCUGAGUCAGUUGACUGUUGAGGAAGGCCUAAGGAGCUGUCCAGUUCUUGGCUCUUUCACUGUCAGUACACAGCGAUUUUCUUCUUCAUAGUCCCUUGCUGUGGUCACCAAUAGAGCAUGCUAGUGUUUCCUCUUGUACCUGCUUAUGCAGAGCUCAGAUAUGUGAAAAAUUUGUAUGUUUGGAAGGCUGCCAGAGCAUUUAUUUUCAACAUAGUUUUGACUACAACUGCUUUGACUACCAUUUUAAACUAAAUUCUUCAAAAAGUAUGAGCUAGUUUUCAUUCAUUAGCCCCGAUUACAAUGUGGUUUUCGGCAUAAAUGAAUUUGAUUUUUUUUCUUAGCUCCAGUAACAGAAUGGAAUAAGAUCUAUUGGCAUAAAUUGUAGUUAAGAACUAUAAGGCAGUCAGGCAGUGAAACUUGGUAUUAAUAGGAAUCCUGCAUACAAAUUAUAAUAUUUGUAAAAUGUCACUGUGAGUUUACUAAUGUCUUUUUGUCACUUUAACAAUGAAUUUCCCCUGUGCAUAGUUAUUAAUAGUAUUGGUAUUAUUAAAAAUGAAUUUGUAAGAUUGGCAUUUUAAGCAAGUUGAGGUGCUUAGGAAACAUUGCAGAAUAAGUUUGAGGAAAUGUUAGCUGACACAGCUGAGAGAUCAGAUGUUAAUGUUCUACCACUGUAAUGGAACCUUAUUUGGGUAUUCUUCUAGACCUUUGCUGGUUGUGUGGUCUGAGGACCAGUAAGUAGGAUUGGCAUAAUCUGAUGUCUUGUUAAAAAUGCAGAAUUUUAGUGUCACUCUAAGUCUACUAAAUCAGAAUUUGCAUUUUUAACAAGGUCUUCAAGUGAAUUUUAUGAAAAGAAAGUGUUAGAGUGCAAACAAAUUAUCUAAAAUGUAGAAUUCCCAGUGGUCUCACAGCCCUAAAUCAAAUGUGUCAGACCCUAGAUCAUUAUAAUCUUAACGGUUUUGACAGCUAAUUAAUAAAUUUAAUAUUUGACAUAUGGCUUCUUAAGUCUUUGAAUUCUAAAUUGCAAAUGAUCCUGAAUUUUACAAUAAAAAAUGUAACGCUUUAUAUUUUUCUUGUUAACCAUAAAUGGAAUCAGAGCUGUAAAUGCCUGAAAUUUGAAGUAUGAAAAGGGGUGCCACCCAUUUAUAAACUGCACAACAAAUUUGCAUUUGUAUAUUCUUUUAAAAAAAUAUAUCUGAAGGCUUACUCAGUAAAAUGGUUCUGAAUUUUUGCUUCAAAUGAUUUGCACUAACUGAUUUUCUGGGGUGUGAAGUUAUGUUAACAACAAAAUUCUUUUAUAGUUCCUUUGAUACUAUUUCAAAUAAGGAUUACUCAUUGAAAGUUUUUAUAGAAAUUAUGAAAAUUGGAUAAUCUUAACUGUGGUAACAAUUACUAUUAUCCAUAUUACUAUCUCACCACUCAUCUUUCAAAUUUAAAAGUUGGGGUAGCUUUCGUAGGUCACUUUCUUAUAAAGAUGCUGAUAGUCAUAGACCUCCUAAGUCUCCAGAAUAAUAUUUUUAUCAUGAGAAGGAUUCCACACAAAAUUGGGAUAUUGUACCUCGUAGUUCAGAGGAUCUGAACAGAAAUUGUGGCUCCAUUGCACAUUUUAAGUCUCUUGAAAUCGCCCAACCUCUCACUUUUGAAAACCCAAUGGCCUGGGGUGUUCUGGUGGCAUUGGAGCCAGCACUAGCUUUUUGGAAUCCAAAUGGGGAGAGAACGUAGACUUUUCAAGGGACUGCCCUAGAGUACCCAGGGCAAAUGCUUCCUUUCCCUUCCUAAAGCCACAGGAAAGCACCCUGGAGUCCUUUGUGUACCACUAUGGAAAUUUUAAAGGCAAGCUCUCUAGACUUGAAGAGUUGGAAUUCUCAGCAUUUAAAUGAUGACUUAAAUUUGUUUUGAAAAAGCAGUAUUUCAUUGCCCUUUUCAAUUGUGAAGCAACUGCUUGGCAAAUAUUACUCAGUUUUUUAAAAAAAGUUGAAUUAAAGGGAAAUAUAUUUAUAAAACCAAAAUAGAUCAAAAUGAUCCCAAUUUUAAGGGAUUUUGCCUAUUUUGGAAGAAUAAAACUAAAAUGUUAAAACUGUUGAAUUAUGGAGAAGAGAUGUACUCUGAGACAUAAUUUUAAAUAAAUGUUUAAAAUAAGGCAGGUUAGCAUUUGCAUCUAGGUACAAUAAAUCUAUAUUAAAGGGAAGCACAUCAAGGAAAUACAUAUGUUGAAUAAUGUAACUGAAAAAUAUUUUUUAAAAACCACUUAAAAAUAAUUUGAUAGGUACUUUAAGCAUUGUAGAUACAAAUUAAUGUAUAAUAGUGUCUUCCCAGCCUUUGUAUGAAAAGUUAAAACUUUCUAGUCCUUUAAUGAGCAUGAAUUUAUACUUCUAGAUUUGUUGCUUAGUAAAAUUAUACACAGUACUUUGAGUUAUUCAGAUUUAUGUUUAAUAUUAUUAAAUUCAUCAGAGAAGAUAAAUAUAUUGUCUUCUAUACUUUGUAACUUGUGGAUAUCUAAAGAAACUAGCAAUGAACAUUUUGGAAGAUGUUUUGUGUUUUUUAUAGUAGAGUUUUAGAGUACAUGUGUGUUAAUAGGAAGUUUUUACCAUAAACUCAAGAUUCUAUUUCAUGUAUUGCUGCUUUCUCUUCUAUGGAACUUACUGUGUGCCUCUUACUUUAUUUCUAAUCAUGUAGUGAUACUAAUCUUUUCAUAGUAAAUAUACUUGUUUCUAAUUGUAUUCCUACAGUUUACAUUCCUAAAGAAUAAACUAUGACUUUGGAUAUUUUUAUGUGUUCCCUACCUUCUUAAGGCUAUGGAAAUAAACUGGAAUUUAGUUUUUUGAUUUUUUUGUAUAUUUGUGCAAAUGUUCUCCAUAUGCAGUACUUUAUACAAGUGUUGCCGCUUUUAUUGAAAUAAAAACUGAAAAAAAUA
Messenger RNA from Cebus imitator (Panamanian white-faced capuchin), 6502 nucleotides. RefSeq names its product family with sequence similarity 126 member A (gene HYCC1). The record is from RefSeq and is a predicted model, not a curated record. The transcript has 11 exons. Gene Ontology annotation, biological process: phosphatidylinositol phosphate biosynthetic process; protein localization to plasma membrane. Gene Ontology annotation, cellular component: plasma membrane. The coding region runs from base 665 to 2230 and encodes 521 amino acids. NCBI's taxonomy places the organism in Eukaryota, Metazoa, Chordata, Mammalia, Primates, Cebidae.